CUAAAUUUUAAAUUAGUUAUUUUUUCAAGGAGUACAUACUUAAAUAAAAUUUUGUUAUCUAUAAAUAAGUGUUUAUUAUUAAGUAUUAUGAUUGUCUGUUAAUAUUUGGUGACUUAUAUGUUCAUUUAUUUAUUUAUUUUUAUUAGGAAUAAUGAGCACAUUACUUAAAUGAAAUACAUGACGUUCUUUUAAUUAUCAUUCAUUUAAGCUUUUCUUAAAAAAUGUGUAUGAAACGAGAACAUGAAGACUAUGAUAAAUCAGGAUUUCCUUUUCCACUAUUUGAUAUAAUAGAUUUGACUAUGGAAGAGAUUAGAGAAGCUGAUGAUAUAAUUGAAAUGAUGCCAACAAACGACCAAUGGAACUACCCUUAUAAUCUACUACCAUCUAGCGAUGAUGAUGAAACGGCAAGUGGUUUCGUUUUAGUAGGUGAAAAUGAUAAUAUUACCUAUGAUGGACAAAAUGUUAAUACACAUGAAGAAUUGACUCAAAAUGCAAACCAAUCACCUGAUAUGUCUGUUAGUUUUAAUGUUAAUGUUACAGAAUCUAAUAAUGCUAACCAUUCAAUUGAAAAUCGUGAAUUUGAUUUAAAUAUACCACAAAUUUUGCUAUCUAUGUCUAGAAUAUCAAAUAAUUUAUUUGAAAGAGCUGCUGCUUCUUUAGAUUAGUAUUAAUUGUAUGUAUAUUAUUAUCUAAUUAUUAUAAUUUAUAUAAAGAUUUUUACAAAAAUUUAUUUACUAUACAGUCUUUAAAAAAAUUAAAGUUUAAUCUAUGCUAUA
This is a messenger RNA of Daktulosphaira vitifoliae (grape phylloxera), 776 nucleotides long. RefSeq lists its product as uncharacterized. NCBI's taxonomy places the organism in Eukaryota, Metazoa, Arthropoda, Insecta, Hemiptera, Phylloxeridae. The record is from RefSeq and is a predicted model, not a curated record. The transcript is spliced from 4 exons. Bases 222 to 665 code for a protein of 147 amino acids.